AUGUGUAUAUUAGCUUCUUCUUCCUUGAGAAACCCUCAAUUCCACCCAUUUUUCAUAAUUUCAACAGCUAAUUGAAUCUUGAAAAAAAUGCCUUCUGAAGACUCAAAGCCAGUGAAAAUUGAUGAUGAAGAAAGCAUUGGGUCUCUUUUUAACUACAAAAAGAAACCUAACAAUAAUGCCGCUUCAAAAUCUCAGCCUACCAAAAAUGCCAAAGUGAAAAAAGAAGAAAAAGAUGAUGAUUUUGAAGAACCCAAUCCCAAAAAGACCCCUAAAAACGUUAAGGCUAAGAAAGAAGAAGAACCCUCACCCAUGUCCAAGAAAAGCUCCAGUAAAACUGUUAAAAAAGUUGUAAAGAAAGAGGAAGAAGAUAAGAAGAAAGGAGCUAAAAAUUCAGACAGUAGUGUUAAGAAGAAGGAAAAGAAAGUUUAUGACUUGCCUGGUCAAAAGAGAGACCCUCCUGAAGAAAGAGACCCGUUAAGGAUUUUCUAUGAAUCCUUGUACCAGCAAGUGCCAGACAGUGAAUUAGCAGCUAUCUGGAUGAUGGAGUCUGGUUUGCUUCCCAAGGACUUGGCGAAGAAAGUUUUAGAGAAGAAACAAAAGAAGGCCCAGCAGCAGAAGCUUGGUUCACCUAUGAAAAAAACGGUUGUGACAGUGAAAAAGACGACAGUGUCUGUUACUAUUAAGAAGAAGACAUCCUCCUCAACUCCGCCAUCAACAACAAAGAAGAAAACACCGGAUUCCGGAGCUAAAUCAAAGCAGCAGCAGUCAAAGAAACGGAAGUUUAAGGAUGAUACGUCUUCUGAAGAAGACUCGGAUGAUGAUUUCGUUGCAGAUGUGAGAAGUGCAAAGAAACAGAGAGCAUCUUGAUUGUUCUUGUAUUAUUGACUAAUGACUAAGCUAUUUCUGAUUACAGAAGGAAUUGAAAACUAGGUGUUAUCGUCUAGCAGAGUUUGCCAUGGCUAAAUCUUUUAUGUAAAACUUCCCAUUUGAUGAGCUGUGAUCCUCUGUUACAUGUAUCUCAAUUCCAGCUACUUGUAACAUCUAUUUCAGACCUGAGAUUGAAGAAAACCAUUCUAAAAUCGUUGAUCUAUUUAAACUUUUCUGCUUUCUUUUUCUCCA
This is a messenger RNA of Lycium barbarum (goji berry), 1119 nucleotides long. RefSeq lists its product as uncharacterized. The record is from RefSeq and is a predicted model, not a curated record. The transcript has 4 exons. Lineage: Eukaryota; Viridiplantae; Streptophyta; Magnoliopsida; Solanales; Solanaceae. Bases 88 to 867 code for a protein of 259 amino acids.